AUGGAACCGUUCCCCUCACACUCUCCCGGGUUUGUGAACCUUUUAGCUUCGCAGAGCAGUCCAUCUAUAGACGUUGACUCUGCUGAGGCAUUAGGUAACUCGCCCGGGUUAGUUAAACCUUUGGAAAGGAGAAAGUGGGGUGUGAAAGAAGACCUUGUGCUCAUUAGCGCUUGGUUGAACACGAGCAAGGAUCCCAUAGUCGCUAAUGAGCAGAAGGUAGUGUCCUUUUGGAAGAGAAUAGAGCUGUAUUUCAAUGCAAGCCCUCAGAUGAUUGGCUCCGUUCCUAGAGAAUGGAGCCAAUGUAAGCAGAGGUGGGGAAGGGUGAAUGCGGAGGUGAGCAGGUUCGUUGGUUGCCAUGAAGCAGCUUUGAAGGAGCAGUCGAGCGGGCAAAAUGAGAAUGAUGUCAUGAAAGCAGCACAUGACAUCUUCUUCAAUGACUACAACGUCAAAUUCACACUUGAACAUUGCUGGAGGGAGCUGAGGUUUGAUCAGAAAUGGAGGUCACACGUCAAAGAUGGUGCAAAGGAGAAGAGGAAGGAACCAGCUCCGGAGGUCGUACUUGACGAUGGAGAUGUUAGGCCUCCGGGUGUGAAGGCCAGCAAAGUAGGGAAGCGCAGGAAGCACAGGAAUGAAGCUGCUUUUGAUCGAGUUGAGAGCUUGCUAGCUAUGAAAAAUAUGUAUUCAAAACAAAAGAUUCUUGAUCGUCUCCUUGCCAAAAAUGAGGAGACACUUUCUUCUCAAGAGAAGGAACUUAAGACUAAACUAAUUGGUGAAAUGCUUUGA
Brassica oleracea var. oleracea is the source of this 783-nucleotide messenger RNA. Its product is annotated as glutathione S-transferase T3-like. The coding region runs from base 1 to 783 and encodes 260 amino acids. Lineage: Eukaryota; Viridiplantae; Streptophyta; Magnoliopsida; Brassicales; Brassicaceae. The transcript has a single exon. The record is from RefSeq and is a predicted model, not a curated record.